This is a messenger RNA of Polistes dominula (European paper wasp), 3613 nucleotides long. RefSeq names its product extracellular serine/threonine protein CG31145. NCBI's taxonomy places the organism in Eukaryota, Metazoa, Arthropoda, Insecta, Hymenoptera, Vespidae. The record is from RefSeq and is a predicted model, not a curated record.
AUGGAGAAUGAACAGAGGCCAUCUUUACGCGACAAACGGAAAACUACUAACGUCUUUACAACUCUUGCAACUUAUGAAACUUUCCAAAUAAACGGCUCAUACUCGUGCGGAGGUGUUGGACUCGAAAGAUUGAAAAUAACUCUGGACAGGAAGAAAUGUCUGGAAGGAAAUGGAUCGAAAAUCGAAAGAUCACAAAAUUUGGACCGCCUUAUAUACAAAGGCAACGAUUCAAAUUUCAAACUAAAGAGGAAGAUAGUAAAGGAGGGGGAGGUGCAUGAGAUACGUAGAUCGAAAUCAGUGUUCGAUUUAUCCGUCGAAACUCAAACAACCGAAAUAACUAAACGACGAAUCAAGAUCAGACAGUAUUGGAGUGAAAGAAUAAAACCAACGAAAAAAUCUACCGACGAGGAGGAAAAAGAAGAAGAAGAAGAAGAAGAAGAAGAAGAAGAUAAAUCUAGAAAGACUACGAAUAAAAAAAUUGAAAGAAACGAUUCGUUUAUCAAACGAUUCGUCAAAACUUCCAAGGAAAAUAUAACCGAGGGUUGUGAAAAGUUGGUCAGAAAUAUUCGUAAGAGUCCUCGUCUUUGGACAAAAAAAUUACAUUUCAAUAAAAACAAAGAUAAUUCGAUUGAUUUGACAAAAAACAAGGAUAAUAAUCAUUUUAAACCAGUACCACCUGUUAGAAGAAAAGGUUCAAGAAAUAGGCCACUUCUAUGCGAAUUCGAUUUAUCGAAGAAUAAACCUAAUGAAUUGUUAGUAUCGAGUUAUGAUAAAAAACACGAUGAAGAUUCAUCGAGAUCUAAAAGUGUUUCGAUCGAGGACGUUGAAGAUUUGAUACGUUCGGAAAACAAUCUUCGUUUAUUGGAAGAACGUGUUAAUCUUCGAAGACGUUUUGAAAAGAAAAAUGAAUCUAAUGAUGAUUCAUUUUUAACCGAUUAUUCGCCUAUUGUACAUAAACGUUAUUACAAACGUUCAAACUUAUCUCGAGAAAAGGAAAAAGAAGAAGAAGAAGAAGAAGAAGAAAUAAUAAAUGUUAGUGAAUCUGAAAGUAAGUUGUUAGAACGUUGUUGCAAGUUAGAAAGGAAAGUGAAAUAUUUUCCAACGUUGGACAGACAAGUAGAUACAAAGAAGAAAAAAGAAGAGAAGGUUCAUAGGUCAUCGAGACAUAAACGGCAAAUCUGUGAUAACGCUAACGAGUCAUUCGAUCUCGAAGAAGUUUCUACGACUGCUGGACAAUUGUCGAUAGUUCAGAAAAGGAGUAAUAGUAGUAGUAGUAGUAGUAGUAGUGACCAGUUGAAUGCGCGCGCUUCGAGUACUUCGUCCGACGUAAAAUGCAAACUUGCAAAUUUGUCGGAUGCACGAGGAGUAGAAGAAGAAGGAGAAGAGAAACGACGAGAACUACAACGACCACUACGACUACAACGAUUACGAUUACAACGACUACGGCAUCAACAGCAACAGCAAAAGCAACAGCAAAAGCAACAACGAAAAGGGCCAGGACGACGAAUAAACGAGGUACGUCGACAUCAGCGAGAACACAGUGAAAAAGAGGAAGAAGUGGAGGAACUGAACAAGGAGAAGGAAGAAGAAGAAAAAGAACAAGUGGAAAAUAAAGUUAAAAGUUCAAAGUUAUCAGUCGAGCAAUUAUCAUCGUUAAUAGAAACACCGAGAAUUUCGAUAGGUGAUUUUGAAGAUGAACAAAAUAUUCCCUUAGAUGAAAGUACGAAUGAAAUUCGAUCAAGUAUAAAAGAAGAAAGUGCCAAUUUAAAUGUUACAAUUGGCAAUGUUUUACGAUCCGUGACUGUUUUACGAAACGAUUCAAUCGAAAAGAAUAUCAACGACGAGAAGAUCAACAACAAUCGCAAAAGUUACAUUAGUAAUAAUAAUAAUAAUAAUUGUAUAAAGUAUCAAACAUCGAAAUCGAGUGACACAAAGAUGAAAAUGACGAUUAGAAUAAUCAGAAUUCGUGACAAACUGAUGCUCGGUUUGAGCGCAUUUGUGAUCCUAUUCACUUUACUUUUGGUGAUGGAUCUUGAAAUGGAUUUGGGUUAUAGUGGACAUCAUUUGGUACCAAGUCAUGGUCGUGUAAGAAUCGGUGAUGAUCCUAACGUUGAAACAGUUUAUACGGGAUUUAGAAGAAAAUUUUUACAACGUACCAAUGCUAGUAAAGAACAAUAUGAUGCUUCUUCUACUUACACGCGUAGUGUUGUCAAAGACAUUAACGUUUCAACGGGUACUGAAAAAACUGUUAAACACGACGAUUUUGCAGAUUUAAUCGAAUUUGUUACAAACGGUUUUGAUGUUAACGCUGAUGAGGGUGUUGUUAGGAUUAGUGGAGAAGAUCAUAGUUAUAAUCCAACAUUGGGAGAACUCAGACACGUUGUAUUAGGAAAAAAUGCCACAACUCUGGAAAAAUUUCAUCUACAAAUCUCCAGGACGGAAUUAUAUCCGAAAGAUUCUAUUUACGUGGAUGAAUUGUUACGUCAAAUGGCAACGCAAACUAUCACUCACGUUGUUCAGAAGGAAGGUGGUACUCAAUUGAAAUUAGUCAUCGACUAUGCGAACAACAUGCAAGCACUUUUCAAACCAAUGAGGUUUCCACGAGAGCAACAAACUUUACCAAACCAUUUUUAUUUUACCGAUUUCGAGAGACACACGGCAGAAAUCGCAUCUUUUCAUCUCGACAGAUUGUUUGGUUUUCGACGAGCAAUGCCGGUGACAGGAAGAACGUUGAACAUAACAACAGAAAUUUACAACAUAGCCGAUGGCGAAUUACUGAAGACCUUCUUCGUUAGUCCAGCAGGUAACCUUUGUUUUCACGGAAAGUGCAGUUACUACUGUGACACGGCGCAUGCAGUUUGCGGCAAUCCGGACACCUUAGAGGGUAGUUUUGCGGCUUUCCUGCCAAACAAAUCUUUCGCUACAAGAAAGGCUUGGAGGCAUCCUUGGAGAAGAAGUUAUCACAAACGGAGGAAAGCUCAAUGGGAGCAUGACUCGCAAUAUUGUUCACUGGUGAAAGAGAUACCACCUUAUGACGAGGGUAGAAGACUACUCGAUUUGAUGGACAUGUCGGUUUUCGAUUUUCUAACUGGAAAUAUGGAUCGACAUCAUUACGAAACAUUCAAGAUAUUCGGGAACGACACGUUCACCCUUCACGUUGAUCAUGGUCGUGGCUUUGGAAAACCAUUUCACGAUGAGACAUCUAUUCUAGCACCAAUCUUACAAUGUUGCAUGAUCAGACAAAGCACAUUGGCUACAUUACUCAAAUUUCACAAUGGACCGACACGUCUGAGCGUAGCCAUGAAGCAAAGUAUGGCUCGGGAUCCAGUAGCGCCAGUUUUAUGGGAACCCCAUUUGACCGCUUUAGAUCGAAGAGUUGGUAUCAUUUUACAAGCUAUCAGAGAUUGCGUAAAUCGCGAGGAUUCCGAUCAAUUGGUCGUUCAAUCUGAAAAGAAAAAGAAAACUACAAAAUCCUAACCAUUUAUUUAACGAAAAACACCACACAAAUUCAAGAUCCUCAUUUUGAUUGGAUUUUGAAAAAUACAAGACGAUUCAAUCGUAUCCUAUGUACAUACGAAUGUAUAAUAAUAAUCAUCAUUAUUAUUAUUAUUAU